This is a messenger RNA of Funneliformis caledonium, 663 nucleotides long. The record is from the annotation of a GenBank genome assembly. Lineage: Eukaryota; Fungi; Glomeromycota; Glomeromycetes; Glomerales; Glomeraceae.
AUGAAUCAUAAAUUGUCUUUAUCUGCUUUCUUAAUACACUUUACCCAACUGGCACUAUGUGAAAUGCAAAAUGGAAUUACAACAGGAUAUCACGACAAGAGAGGAUUAAGAACCGCAAAUGAAAGUAAUCCAAAUAAAAACUUUAAGAUAAAUAAUGAAGAAAUUAAUCUUCAUGAAAGGACGAAAAAUAAUGAUUUUAGAGCAUGGUUAGCAAAACAUUCAAAAUUUGCGGCAAUAAUGACAGUAUUCGCAGGAGCGGAUAUUGAAGCUCUGAAAUUACUUACGUCACAGCUCGCUGGAUGUGAAAUGUUUAACGCAAAGUUUUCUUUUAAGGCUAACAGAUGGAUAUUAUGGGGUGGAGUUAUUAAUUCUCUUUUUGAAGAUUUACCCCAAUUUGUUAUUCAGAUUUUGUAUAAAGAGAAUACGGAUAAAGAUUAUUCGUUAAUUCCGUUCGUGACUCUCGUUACAAGUACGAUAGUAUUGCUCGUUGAUAUCGUAGGUCGAAUAUAUGAUGCGCUAAAUGGUUCGGAUUAUAGAACUGCUGAAAUGACGGCUCCAUUAAACUGCCGUGAGGUUCGUCAGAUACCAAGUGAAGGGUCCUCAUUUGAUAAUAAUGAAAACAUUAGUUUUGACGAAAAUGCUGAACCUUAUCAUAGAUAUUAA